Messenger RNA from Wyeomyia smithii (pitcher-plant mosquito), 4244 nucleotides. RefSeq lists its product as uncharacterized. Gene Ontology annotation, biological process: signal transduction. NCBI's taxonomy places the organism in Eukaryota, Metazoa, Arthropoda, Insecta, Diptera, Culicidae. Bases 711 to 3770 code for a protein of 1019 amino acids. The record is from RefSeq and is a predicted model, not a curated record. The transcript has 5 exons.
GCUUGUACGUUUGUUAUUGUUGCUGUUUUUCAAGCUGCAAAACCAAAACAUGACCAAAACAGAAAUCUUUUAAUGUCGGCUAUAAUAUCAAAAAUGAUUUUUUAUUGUUGUAUUUAGGAUUGGCACUCGCGAUACUAGCUACCGAUCGCAUAACAUUUCUUUUUCACGCUUCUGGAUCCGGAUUGCAUCCAAGUUGAGACCGAUCGAACAUUCAUAAAACUGUCAUAAGUUGAAAACAGACUGAAAUCAGCUGAUCGCAACUGUCUCAUGAAUUGCCUUAUGAAAAUUAUGUGUCAGUGUAAUUCCAAUUGAGCAAACAACCUGUUAAACACGUGUGAGGAGAAGAGAAAGGAUGUUCAGUGUUACCAGCGUUACUUUGGAUGAUACGGCGCCACUCUAGUUAUAUAUAGGCACUCUACCGUGUAUAUUUCAGAUUUCAAGCAGAUGCUUUUGGGUUUUCGAGUAGCUGCAGACAUUUUUAAAAAACAUCUGGCAUCUCUGGCCAAACAAAAUCAUAAAAUAUAAAGCACGAUCAAGCAACCGUUGACAUUUUGACCGGUUUGAUCAGUUAAGUCCGUUUAAUAUUUUGAUUGGAUUUUCUUGAUUAGUUUGGUUAUUCGUAUUUUUCUUAAGAAAAACGUAAGUCACGUUACGCCUUAUUGCGAGUUGAUUUAUAUGAUACGCUGGAACGCAAGAUGCAAGCAUAAGCCAUGGAUAAACAGCGAUCUCAUAUAUUCAUAAAUGAAAUUGAAAACAAGGAAGAAAUAGCAAACGUUAUUAUCAGUGAAUUACGUGAACAUGGAAUAAAAUAUAGAAAAGAAAAGCGGAUAAAAGUAGGGCAGGAAAAAAACCGCUGUAAAAAAAUUUUCAAUGUACCUCUGCACACUUUAGAGCUAACUGAUGUUAUCCUUGCCAAUGGAUAUGUCGCACAAAUCCCUGCGUUUGUAUCAAAUGCUUGUCAACGUGUUCUUGAACAAAUAAAAACAGAAGGGUUAUUUAGGAAAGCCGGCUCAGCGAAAAGGCAACAAGAAAUCAAAGCUAGUAUUGAAUCGGGGAAGGCUUUAGGCAAAUCAUAUCAUGUAAUAGACAUCGCAAAUAUAUUGAAAACGUUUUUUCGUGACCUCCCGGAACCGCUGUUACCUACAGGAAGUUUUCAAGAGGCAUUGAUUCGUUGUCUUCUAUCCGGUGAACAUAAAGUAUACAAUCUGUUAAUAACCUGUUUGCUCCUUCCACCGAUAACUAUCAACACACUAGCUUUCUUCAUGCAAUUCUUGCACACUGUUACACUUCACUCAAGUUGUAACAAGAUGACGGCAGAAAAUUUGGCUAUUAUUUUUACCCCAAAUCUGAUGCCAAUUGCAGAGAUGAUCCAACAACGGUUAUCGAGCCACGUUAAAGUUAUUCAACUGUUGAUAGAAAACUCUCAUAACAUCGGUGUUGUUCCUGAAACUGUGUUCGAUAAAAUUAAUGAAUCUGUCAAUAUUGCUCGUUCAACUGUAGACAGUUUGGUAGCGUGCAAUGUAACGGAGAAAAAGAAAAAAAAGCGACGGAGUGGAUCAAUUACUCGUAUAUUUCAUGGCAUUAAAAAAAUAGUUGGUGCCGUUGGUUCUUCCGAAAACUUAGAUAAUCCUGAUGAACUCCUUGACAAAACGAAUGCUACUCCAUGCCUCAGUAAAUCAUCCAAGAAGCGCAAAGUUGCAGAUGGCAUGCCAUUCAGCGCCAAGAAAAAGAGAGAAGUUAUUUCAUCACUACCCGAUAAUCAUGACAUACUACCAUACACUCCAAUCGCAAUUUUGAAAGAUGUUAAGAAACCUCGUCUUAGUCUUGGAGGUCAUAAAACUAAAGGUAUCCGCCUCGCGCCGAGCUCAACGUCUAUUUCAUCAGUUGUUGAUGAUAAGCCUAUGGAAAGACGGUGGAGUUUGGUUGGUGCACCAUGGACGCGUAGAAAACGCAACGAAUCUACAGAUAAAAUUCCAAGUAGACACAACACUGAAGAUGAUGACGAGAGCAAUAGAAGAAAAAUCUCAACGGGUUUAUCUCCAGUAACUUCGCUACCAAACCUAACAAGUCCCAUACUAGAACAAGAGAAGGAGCAUAGCGGAAUUCAGACGCCUGAAACGACAUUUUUGAAAGGAAGGGCGUUAUUUGAUGAUGAUAAUGAAGGUAAAAACAGUAGUGAACAGAUUGGAGGAGAGGAAUACUUGAAAAUUUCAAAAAGUGAGUAUGAAGCUAUUAAAGAACGUGUAGCGGCAAUCGAAACGCGAAUAUCACAAGAAUUUGAAAAUAUCGAUCAAUCCAAAAUGGACCAAACUGAUAUUCUAAAUAGUAUUGAUUGUAUAACUAACAAAUACAACAUGACACUUAAAACAACGGAACCUAUGGAGGCAAGUAAUUCAUGUACUGAUCAAUUAGCAAAACGCCUAAGUCGUGAAUUGAAAAUUCGUCGAAAUGUUGAACAAUGCGUGAUGCGUUCUCCAAGCGCACGCAAAAUCGGUUCUCUGAGGCGUCGUUCUCGAGAAAAUGUUCGCAUUUCCAGAAAUCAAUCAUGGCAUUUGGGAUCAAAUGUUGCUAUGAGUCAACAACCUGUCUUUUCGGCUAUGUCAGAUCCAUUUUAUCACAAAAGUAAUCUUAGAAGAGGUCGUCCAAAUACAGUCCAAAGUGGACUUAAGCAUCCAGAGCUAAGUCCAGUUAGACGUAACAUAAAUGAAGAUAGAGACUUCAAGCAUGUUAACACAGAUGAAGCAAGGUGUGGAAUAAGAUGGACUAAUGCCGAAAACUUUUUUAACAACACUGUCAAUCUGCAAAAAUCAAUUGAUACAUCCGUUAUAAAUACAACUCAAGAAAUUUUCAAGACUCCUGAGCAAAAAACCGGAACUCGGCAUGCAUCACUUAGAUCAACAGGCAGUUUAAAAACUGUUUUCAUUGAGACCGAAAUUGAAAGUAGUAAAAUUAAAACACCCAUGUUACCACCGGAAAUUCCACCUAGAAAAACACCCGGAAAACCAUCUAUUCGUCCGGCGAAAACACCUGGACCUUUGCAUUUCACUUCGCACAAAGAUCAACUAACUCCCUUGCAUGAAUUACAAUCGGGACGAGCGUCUAUUGCACGAUUGCGCAGUCAAAAUGCAGGGAUGGUAUUAGCUAAAGCCAAAUUGUUUGAUGGGAUUGUAUUCAAUAGCAAGAAUAAUGCACCAUCAGUGCAAAAGCAAGCAAAUCGUGAACAAGGUGCUAAACUUGCCUUGAAGUCAACCGAUGGAAUAUAUAAUUGUUCAAGUGAAGAUAGACGGGUGACAGAAAGUAUUCCACUUCGGGUACAAAAAAAUGCUUCUACUGUCGUCAAUUACAACACAAAAAACCAACAGCGAUCUACUCCUCGAAAGCGUGUUUGUACAAAGUCGCCUCGUGGUGGCAUCAACCAUCGAGAAAAACUAAGGCUUGCCAGUAAAUCUGUUCAAUCAUCACGCGUAAUCCGACAGUUGCAAGAUGAAAAAACAUUGAAAUCAGAUAAAAGAACAAAUAUGAGCGCGCAUUUCUCGCCGAAUCUAUACGAUUUGAACAAUAGAACGCCACAUAUUAAAAAGAAUUUUGUACGCAAUUCUCCCAGACGUCUCGUCAGUAAAAAAGCGGUUAACAAUAGAGAAAAUGAACAUUUUAAUCCCUCUGUUCAUCAGCAAAUGUCGGAAGCAAAUUCUUUGCAGAAGCUAUCGUUAAUACGAAAUGCAGUAAACCAAAAAUCGUGCCAGGCGGGAAUGUUCGCAAUUAUUAGCUAACAACGAAAUUCCAGUGCAGCAACCACCAGCUCCUCAACAUUUACCUGUAAAAAGAUCAAUCACUAUGCAGGAUAAGGUUAUGAAGUUAAAAUAACACUCGUGCAUUAAUUGUUUCACAAGAGCGACAAUGUUGAUUUUCUUAGAAGAAAGAAACUGCUGGAGUUUGAUAUAUUUUAAUGACCUAACUUAUAUUUUGUACAAAUAACUAUUGUGCAUAUCUAUUUGCGGAUUUUGUGUUUCAUUCUCACCACUAUUACAAACCUAUUACAUGAAAUCAAGAUGUAGUAUGUUUUAUUUCUAAAAAACAAUGCUAGCAUGUGCGAUUAAUCGUUGAAAAAGUUUGUCAGCGGAAAUUGAAUGCUUAAAGUUUUUGCGAUUUAUUCUCGAUUAGCUAACAUAAAUAUAAUUUUGCUAAGUGCUGUAAAUCUGCCAAAUAUAUGUUCUUUGUAAUAAAUAGUGUGCGACACUCCGGUA